ACACUGCAGUACCAUCACGGGGAAAAGAGGGCUGGACAUGAUGAUGCACGAAGAGCAUGAAAGUGAAAGUGCAGAAGGAGAGGGCGGGCUGCGUUUUAACACUUGUAAUCAUGAUUGUUUUUUGUGUUAUUGUCCUCCUUCUUCCUGUGUGUGGGUCAGUGGCUUUGGCUGGAUGGGUGCAGUCACCUGGAUAUCCACGAGGGUACGAGCCCCAUUCUAACAUGACCUGGAAAAAGUGUGCUACGACCGGACACAAAAUCACGCUCACUCUCAUACAUUUGGACCUAGAAGAAAGCUUUGAUUGCGAGGACGAUGCCUUGAAGCUAUUUGCAGAUGAGAUGCUUCUUUCAAAUCUAUGUGGACGGAAGUCCAUGAAGGAGCUGCAGGCAUCUGUCAAUCCUUUCCUCCACUCUUCCUCUGGUGGUUGUCUCUCUAUUUCCUUUCUUGCAGACUACUCGAACAGUGAGAGACACACUGGAUUUAUAGGCUUUUACACAAUACAGGAUGUUAAUGAGUGUAUGGACCCUGAAAAUGAGUGCACCCAACUCUGCAACAACUACAUUGGAGGCUAUCGCUGUUUCUGCAGGCCAGGUUACAACCUUGACUCUGAUAAGCACACCUGCAAAGUGAGCUGCAGUGAAGAUCGCACAGGGUCACAAGAAGGUGUGUUGUUGUCACCUGAGUGGCCUGAGCCGUACCCAGAAAACUCUUUGUGUUCUUACAUUCUGGCCGUAGAAGAAGGUCUGCAGUUUGAGCUGACAUUCACUGGAGUGUUUGAUUUGGAGAAGAAAGAGAAUGGAGAAUGCAUCGACUCCUUAACCAUAAAAACUCCCUUUGGUCACGUUGACACAUUUUGCGAAAGGGAUGUCCCUUCGUCCCUGCUCACAGGGUCUCAGCGUGUUGAGAUUAUCUUCAGGACAGACCAUAAAGGAGCAAACCGAGGUUUUAACCUCUAUUACAAAACAAAAGUAAUGAAAUGUACUGGACCUGUGACACCAAAAUCUAGUCUGAACCCGCAGCUUUUGGAAUAUUCCACAGGCGACAAAGUGACCGUGAAAUGCGACAAAGGACAUGUAUUGAAAUCACAGGUAUCAGCUGAAGUUCAGUAUAACGCCACAUGCCAGAAGAAUGGACAGUGGAGUCCUGUUAUUCCCUGCGAACCUGUGGAUUGUGGCAUUCCGGAGCUUCCUGAAUUAAUGGAGCUAUCAGAUGAAGAUCCUUCAACAACGUAUUUGAACCAGAUCAGUCUUAAGUGUGCAAAUAAAUAUUAUCAAAUGGAUAAUAAUGGUAAUUUUACCUGUAAUGCUGAGGGUAAAUGGGAGUCUGAGAGUGGUCAAAAUGAUUUGCCUAAAUGUCAACCAGUGUGUGGAAUUAAUACAGAGGCCUCUUUUGAUGGCAGAGUCUUUGGUGGGAAGCCAGCCAGAUUGGGACAGAUUCCCUGGCAGCUCCUUCAUAGGCAAAAUCCCAGAGGUGGUGCAUCUCUGAUCAGUGAUUACUGGGCCCUUACAGCUGCUCACGUAGUGGAUGGAUAUGAAAAUGGGGCCAUGAAUUGGUUAGGUGGAAUAAUUGAUGGUCAGGACAAAAACCCAGUCACUAUUGAGACAGAAAAAAUAAUCAUUCAUCCAGGAUACCAAAAAGUAGGACUGGGGAAAAACCAAACAAACUAUGAUUAUGACAUCGCGCUAAUCAAAAUGUCUAAAAGAGUGUCUCUAGGUACAAACUUAAGGCCAGUGUGUCUGCCUAAGCAAGCAGAUGAACCUGUGAAAGAGGGCACAGUCUCAGGUUUUGGAAUAUUUAAAAGAAAUACAGUUAGUAGACGUCUGCUUUAUGGACAUGUCCAGAUACAUCCACUUGAUGAAUGUAAUUCAGUAGGUUUGCCUGUCACUGAUAAUAUGAUCUGUGCUGGAGGAGACGAAGUAGACAGUUGUCAGGGUGAUAGUGGUGGUCCUUUGUUUUCUCCUGUUCUGGGCUACGGGUCUCUAGAAAAGCCCUAUAGUCUUACAGGCAUUGUAUCAUGGGGCCCUUCUGGAUGUGGGCAUGAAGGCUUUAAAGGCUACUAUACUAAAAUCCAAAACUGCCUGGAUUGGAUCAAGGAAACCAUGGAAAACAACUAAUAUGAAAUCACUGAAAUAAUAUACACCUACACCUGUUGUUAAUUUUACCAUCUGCUGUAUCUGAUUAACAUAUACCCAUCUGCUAUUUUCACAUAAUCACAUUGAAUUUUAAAACUUUUGUAUUAAGUUGUUUUAUACUAACCAGUAAAAGAGUUUACAUUA
Molecule: messenger RNA, 2276 nt
Organism: Puntigrus tetrazona (Sumatra barb)
Lineage: Eukaryota; Metazoa; Chordata; Actinopteri; Cypriniformes; Cyprinidae
Product: mannan-binding lectin serine protease 2-like
Exons: 12
Coding region: 57-2114 (685 amino acids)
Biological process (GO): proteolysis; complement activation
Cellular component (GO): extracellular region
Molecular function (GO): serine-type endopeptidase activity; calcium ion binding
Source: RefSeq, a predicted model, not a curated record